Molecule: messenger RNA, 4541 nt
Organism: Ailuropoda melanoleuca (giant panda)
Lineage: Eukaryota; Metazoa; Chordata; Mammalia; Carnivora; Ursidae
Gene: GPR55
Product: G protein-coupled receptor 55
Exons: 4
Coding region: 673-1842 (389 amino acids)
Biological process (GO): positive regulation of Rho protein signal transduction; phospholipase C-activating G protein-coupled receptor signaling pathway
Cellular component (GO): plasma membrane
Molecular function (GO): cannabinoid receptor activity
Source: RefSeq, a predicted model, not a curated record
CACACACACUACAUCCGACCUUCAACAAAGCAUGACAAGCCAGGCUGAAAGGCAACAAAAAAGUCCAAAGAGACAAAGCAAGCUUCCGAACCAGACUUAGCUAUGACAAGGAUUUUGGAAUUGUCAGUUCUUUGAAAAGGACUAUGAUGAAUGUGUCAAGGGCUCUGCAGGAAGGGGUGGACAGCCUGCAAGAACAUUCAGGGUCUAAAAGCAGAGACUGGAAGGCUGGAGGAGUUGGUGUGGUCUCCUUGCCCUUCCCCCAGGGCAGAUAAGGCAGUUUCUCUGGAUUCACGCCUUUUUAAAAAGAGAACAAAACGCUCUGGCCUUUCAAAAUGGUUACAUUCUCCCUGAGUGUGCUGGAAACCGGUAACUUUUCCCUCCCCUUGGUUGACGCAUGGAGAUUUUUUCCCGAACCUUCACAGUGAGAGCCUGGUGGGGCUUCUGGGAGUCGAGCCCAGGGAAGUGUGGGACUCCAAUCGUUUCAGCUGUCAGGCUAGUCCACACUCAGCCUCCGGCAGUUCAUCAGACUGUUCUUGAGUGUUUCCUACAGAUUGUGGGCUCCGAUGACGGCUUCUGCUCCCGGUGUUUUACUCCACCUCGCCUUGACGUGGAUGCUGUCAGCUGCCCUGUGCCCACUUUCAAGAAGGCUGAACGUUUUCAGUGUCUACAGCGAUGAGGAAGCUGAGCACCAGAGAGGGAAGUGGCUCUCUCCGGAACAGCAAGCUGGUGACCAAACCGGGAGGACAAAUGACAUCUCGCAGCUCACUCAGCUGCCCCGGACCCCAAGCAGGUAACAGCCCCCCACUGGGGGGGCCACUUACAAAAACCGAGGCACAGAGCCAUGGACUGACCUGGCUUUCCCGGAUGGCAGGAAAGAACAUGAGCCAGCCGCUGAACAGGAGCCAGGACUGCUCCUUCAGGGACGUGGAUGAGCUGAUGAAAACUGUGCAGCUGGCGGUCCAUGUCCCCACCUUCGUCCUGGGCCUCCUCCUCAACGCGCUGGCCAUCCGAGGCUUCAGCUCCUUCCUGAAGAAGAGGGGGACGGAUUACGCCGCCACCUCCAUCUACAUGAUCAACCUGGCCGUCUUCGACCUGCUGCUGGUGCUGUCCCUCCCGUUCAAGAUGAUGCUGUCCCAAGUGCGCGCGCCCCCGCCUGCGCUCUGCACCCUGGUGGAGUGCUUCUACUUUGUCAGCAUGUACGGGAGCGUCUUCACCAUCUGCUCCAUCAGUCUGGAUAGAUUCUUGGCCAUCCAGUACCCGUUCCUGGCCAGCCACCUCCGGUCCCCCGGGAAGAUCCUGGGGAUCUGUUGCACCAUCUGGGUCCUGGUAUGGGCCGGGAGCGUCCCUAUCUACAGCUUCCACGGGAAGGUGGAAAAGUACAUGUGCUUCCACAACAUGUCCGAUGGCACCUGGAGUGCCAAGGUUUUCUUCCCCCUUGAGGUGUUUGGGUUCCUUCUUCCCAUGGGUGUCAUGGGUUUCUGUUCCUCCAGGAGCAUUCACAUCCUGGUCGGCCGUCGAGACCUCACCCGCGACUGGGUCCAGCAGAAGGCCUGCAUCUGGACAAUUGCGGCCAGUCUGGCUGUCUUUGUGGUCUCCUUUCUUCCGGUCCACCUGGGUUUCUUCUUGCAGUUCCUGGUGCGGAAUGGCUUUAUUGGGGAGUGCAGGGCUAAGCAGAGCAUCAGCUUGUUCUUGCAGUUGUCCAUGUGUUUCUCCAACGUGAACUGCUGCCUAGACGUCUUCUGCUACUAUUUUGUCAUCAAGGAGUUCCGCAUGGGCAUCAUGGCCUACCGGCCUUCCAGGGUCCAGCUGGUGCUCCAAGAUACCAUGAUCAGCAGGGGCUAAGGAGAGAAAGAACUAUGCAGAGGAAGGAAACCCCAGCCCCAAAUUCUGGUAGCAGAUACCCUGUUCCGAGGUUUCUGAUAUGGUGGACGAACAUAGCACAUCUGCUGGUGUGCUUUCCCCUUUUGAUGCUCACUGAACACCGUCUUUGCUCAUUGUGCCCCAAAGACCUUUCCCCGGCACCCAGGCAACUCAGCAUAGAUCACCCGGGAUUUGAGAAUCUCUGAAGGACCCAAGAACGACGUGCAUUUUUUAUUUCUAAGCUCAAAAAGCAUGAGGCAGAAGAAUUGAAAAGAAAGAGACCGUCUGAGCAAGGCUGUUUCCCAGCUUCCCCCAUCCUUCUGUUAGACUAGAAGAUUCUGGAAAGGAAGAGAGAGGAGUUAGGAGAGAGAACCAAGAGGGUUGGUCGCAGUGAAAGAUGUUCUGGGCAGAGACGGAGGGGUAGGGAUGUACCAAGGUCCUCUUUGAUUUGGGGAUCCCACGAUAGAGCGGACUUGCCCCUCCCGGUCCCUUCUCAGGCUCUGGUGGCCAAUAACUUCACAGCAAGUGGGGGUGAUGGGGGCAGAGCAAAAACAUACAGAGAGCCCCAAGUUUCCAAUGGGGAAGAAAGGCCCAGAAAGCCAACCAAACCUUCCUGUCCCCAUGAGAAGGCUGCAGAAGGAUGAGGGAAGCUGGUGUGAGCCAGGCUGUGGUGAAGCUGUAGAGACUUUGUGGAGGCAGCGGGGACCGAGCGGAAGGGCGCUGGUGACACCUGGGGAAGGAGAGAGACAGGCCAAGGGCUGGCAGUGGACGGCCACUCCCCCAUGGCAUCAUGGUGUCCACUACACGGAGCUUCAGCACUGGCCCAGGGGGAAGAGAGGCGGUGGAGACAAGGCUAGGAUAGGGGAAAUUCCUGAACGGGACCGGCUUGCUACCUCGAACAGACCAGGAGAUUAUUCAUUAGGCUGCUCGCUGAGAAUGAGGAGAAAGCACCAGGCUUGACUGGGCUCCGCAGGAGGAGAACCAGGAACAUGUGCUUGUCUCACCCACCCGAGUCCUAUCUGGGUGGCUGGCCGGGUGGCACUGCCCUCAGGACUGUCCCUCUCCAGGGCCUGGGAGGGAGAAAAUGAGCCAGCCAGGGGUCGGAGGAACCAUCUGGAUGGCACGCAGCUCCUGGCAGUUCCUGGUUGGAGACUGUGAACAGUCGAAUCACGGUUCGCACGGGGCUCCUGGACGGUCUUGGGGAGGUUCUGGAGUGACGGCUGAAAGCCUCCCGAUGACUCAAGCUGCUCCAGAGAGUAAAGGAUGACAAGGAUAAAUUGUGCGGUGGUUUCGCAAGACGGAAUGAGUGGGAUGAGAUGGAAGAGAUGAGACUUCAUGUGAAAAAGGGGGAGGUCUUGAGGAAGAAAAGAACCACUUUCUACCUGUAGGGAAAGAGGCUUGCACCGCCAAGUGGUGGAUGGAAGGUAGGGUGGCAGGGUGGCGGGGAAGGGGUUGAUCUAGAUAAAGCCCUGACCGGGAGGACGAGGAGGCAGAGAUCGAGCGAUUACCCCUGGCUUGCAGCUACAGGGCUCGGUGAGGGGGUGGGGGAGGCGGGGAGGAAGGAUGGAGGGCAGAGCUGUUUCCUGCUCGAGACUCCCCAGCUCGACUGAGAGCCAUCCAAGGCAGGAGCCUCUCUACCUCCUGCUUUGGCCACAGGCAGCUCAGUGGGCAGGUGCGGGGAAGGGUGAGGAAGCAAGUGUCGAUGCAGGGGUGAAAGCGGGUGUGGAGGAGUGGUCCCAACCAGGAUCAGAGGCUCCCACCCCGCAGACUGGGCCUCCAGGAGCCUACAGUGCCGUGGCCAUCCUGCACAGAGGCUCUGAGGAAGCCAGGUUGUCGUAUCCAGUAGGACACCUGUGCCGGACGGGGGUCAGAGCCCAUGCGUGUGCGCAGUCAGUCCUCGCCUCCGAUUUUCUCUCUGCAUCACGUGGCAUCUACAUCUCCCGGUGUACUUGGGGCCACACAGGCUUCCUAAGAGAAAGGAGACGGGAGGGCCCUGAGCACCCCCAUCACCCUCUGUGAUGUUCAUAAACAUAAAAUUUUGUCUUGUGGGCAGCCUGACCCUGCCUGAGCUGGGUAACAGAGAAGGCGGGAGGGGCGGGGAGGUCCGUGAGCAGUGUGGGUCCUUGGAGGGUGCUAGCAGUCUCACGUCGAUGUGGCAGCUGUGGGCUUGUGGGUGAGCCCUGGAGACGCCCUGGCUGCUCCCAACACCCUGGGGGAGGACCCAGGCCUCUUCUCUCUCUCCAUGCGGACCCAUCCCGGCCUGCGAGUUUCAGAGGCCCCACUGGGGUCUGUGGAGGCGGGGUCAGGCCCAGACGGCAGGCCGGGCUGCUCUGCGGGAGGGUCCACACUCGGGGCCCGGCAGGCCGGCUCGGCAGGCACAGAAGGGGCAGAGGGCAGGGCCAGGGUUAGGCCCAGGGGCUGUGGCCUCCAGGGGCCCACUCCCGCCAGCAAGUGGUAGCCAGUGAGUUGGAGAACGCUGAGCUUAGCGUGGCAAUGGCUGAAAUGCCUGUUGGUAAAGGAGGCCUGGGGACAUUAUUUGGCCGUAAAUGUGACCGUGUUUUUUCCUCCCAGUCUGGAAAAACCGGACACAUACCAGUUCUAUGUACAUGUGUGAAACUAGCAUAAUUCAUUGGGAAAAUGAUUUGAUUAAUCAGAUUUGCCAAAUAAAUGGAUUCCUGUGU